UUUGCAGCAAACACACAAGCACACGCACGCACCCCAUCCCUUCGAUCAAUCUUUCCUCAGGUAAAAUCUUUUGUCUGUCAUUAGGUUAAUCCUGAGUGAGGAGCUCCUGAGUGCCGAAAGGACACCUGCCGCCGAAAAGGGGGGACUGAGUUUUGUAUUUGACUUACGACACUUUAUAUAAAUUAAUUUCACAAACAAGGAACUUGCAAGUUAAUGGAUGCUGUUAAAAAGACAAUUGCAAGCUCCUGGUCCUGGUCUGGGUGUGUGUUUACAUCCCGAGGGAGGCGCGGCGCCGCACGUCACUAGCCCCAUAAAACACCCACGAAGAAGAAGAAGAAGCCUAACUAGCCCCAUAAAACACCCACGAAGAAGGAUCUGUAUCCAAAUGCUCGCCGCCGCCCUCGCCAGCGUCAGGAAGCUGCUGGGCGUGCACACACCCGCCAGGCACGCACCCAAGCGGCCCCUGGACCAAGAAAGUGAGGAAGAGUAUGAAGAAACCACCUAUGCCUCUGAGCCCCAGCAGAAGAGGAGAUGCACAGAACUGGACCUGCCAGCCCCAACACCCACUACCAGUAAUCCCGCGGUGCAGCGCUUCCCGUGGUUCACCUUGAAGGGUGCCGAGUCCACAUUCGCCAGCAAGAUGAGUUCCCGGAGUAAGAAAAGUGAGACAGAUGCAGCCGAGGUCAUCGUCGUGGAGGAGUCGGUGCAGGGCGGAAGGCAUCAGCGAGGUCCAGGCACCACACGCGUCCGCGCUGCCCUCCUGGCUGAAGAGGAGGAUGCCUCUAAGGUCUUGGGCAGAAACCAGGCGAGAAAGUUGUGCGAGCUGGCAACUUGCCGCCCGCCUCUACCCCACAGCACCUUGGCAGACUUCCGUUUUGUCCCGAGCACCAAACAAGUCAAGGACCAGGAGGCUGUCAGGCUGGGGAGCGAGAAUUCUAACUUGUCAAGGAGUUCCCAGAGCCAGAAGAAGCCCAUGUCCAGCAAGGCUCCCACAGACUUCAAGGGCUACUUGGACAGGCUCUGGAAAAAGAAAUCGUCAAGCUUCUUGUCUUCAAGGAUAAAACACUCGAUGGUUCAGAAGAGUUUCCGCCACGAGGAGAAGAUGAGGUACCGGCAGCUGCUGCAGCAGUACACUGAGCAUUGCUUGGCCCCCGGCUCCAGGACUCCCUCGCACCAAGUUUCAAGUUCCCUUUCGAGCCCGGUGGGAAUGGUGACCCGCUCCCGGAUGUCGCCUCUCUGGACCAAGCAGAAGCAGGAUCUCCUUGAAAAUGCAUCAGGGGAAGCAUCCCCUGUGAGGGUGUUGUCAUAUGCAGGCAGUGCAGGGUUUACAGAAUUAUUCAAGACCAGCGGCAUGGCUGAGAAGGAAGAGGCCCUGGGAAGACACCCUGCACAGGGGGCGGUCGGCCCUGCCAGGGUGCCACUGGUGGAUCUCUCCAAGGAGGACAGUGAAGACACCUUUGCGAGUGCCAAUGAGUCAGACAGCGAUAGCGUUAUUGUGGUCAAGGAAGUCCUCUCACCGGCAGCCCACAGGAACUCCCUCGAAGAGAGGCUCAAAGAACAUGCAGUCUAUGAUCUGGACUGGGUCAAGUCCAUGAGGAAGGAUUACGAGGAGAGAGUACAGGCCUCUGCCCAAGAUGUUGACGUCACCUUAAAAGUGAUCCAGGAUCUUGAGGAGCGGCGGAGCAGGAGAGCGUCGCUGGACGAGAAGGUGACGCGACAGCUGCAGCACCUGGACCUCACCUUCCCCUCCGAGUACUCUGAGCUGCCGGAUGAGGAGGAGGAGGCCUUCAUCCCGCUCACCCCAGAGAUGGAGAGUGAGGUUGACAAUGCCUUGAAGAGGACUCCGGCGUCGGAGGUGCUCAUUGAAAAGUUUCGCCUUAGGAUCACGCGGCGAGACAUUGCAACACUGGCCGGACUCCACUGGCUCAACGAUGAGGUCAUCAACUUUUACAUGAAUCUCAUAAUGGAGCGAGGUCAGAAGGACAACUACCCCGCCGUGUACGCCUUCAGCACCUUCUUUUACCCUAAGCUGUCCAAGGACGGGUACCAGUCUGUGCGCCGCUGGACCAAGAAGGUGGACAUCUUCAGCUAUGACAUGCUUCUGGUUCCCAUCCACCUCGGGAUGCACUGGUGCAUGGCCCACGUGGACUUCAAGAUGAGGUGCAUCAGCUACUACGACUCCAUGCUCGGCAGCAACGAGUUGUGUCUGCGGUUGUUGAUGGAGUAUCUUGAGGCAGAGCACCAGGACAAGAAGGGUUCCCCGUACAGCACGAGUGACUGGAAACUGGAGAACAAGAAGAAAAUCCCGCAGCAGAUGAACGGGUCGGACUGUGGAAUGUUUGCAUGCAAGUUUGCGGAGUACCUGUCAAGGCGUGCUCGCAUCAUCUUUGACCAGGAGCACAUGCCAUACUUCAGGAGGAGAAUGGUCUAUGAAAUCAUCAACGGGAGACUCCUCUAGGUUUGGUCAUGGGAGAAGAGGUGAGGCAAGGUUGUCAGCUCCUGCAGCACGACACACAAGGCUGCACAGUGAUGGAUGGUGCCUACAGGAGUCCAGUCACUUGGCCCACAGAGGAGCUCCUGGGAACCAAAUAUUCAUGCUCUGCCACCCCUGCACAGAGACCUACCCAGCCUCCAUGGCCUGAAUGCUGGUGAUGAUGAUGAUGACGAUGAUGAUAACACACACACACACACACACUCUCUCUCUCUCUCUCUCUCUCUUUCAAAAUAAUUUUACAUACAAGAGAGAGAGAGAGAGAGAGAGAGAGAGAGAGAGAGAGAGAGAGAGAGAGAGAGAGAGAGAGAGAGAGAGAGAGAGAGAGAGAGAGAGAGAGAGAGAGUUUUCUUAAAUUAGCAUAAUUCAAACCCUGUGCUCUGUACUUGAAGUAACUCAUUGUGGGGAUUGCAUAACAUUCAUACAUGUGAAUAUAGACAUAACAAGAACUCUCCAAGUCAAGCACUGUGUAAUGCCUUAGUGUGUGUUUCGCUGGAGGGGGCAGCGGUGAGGCCGUUUUCUUCCUUCGUUUCUUGUGCUACACUUCUGAACAGACUUUGAAGGAAAACGCCGUGCAUAGGAUUGUAUGCAUGUUGAAGGCUGCCCCUCCAGGUGUGUGGUAUGCUGGAUUCAGGAAUUACCCUAACCACCUAGGAAAAUAGUAGUAGGUAGUAGUAGCUAGUAGGAGGGUAGGAAAUCCACUUGUUUGACAUUUCAUUUUUUCAACAUUUAUGUAAAGAUACCACUUUUUGUUAAUUUGACAUGCAGUCCCUGCCAUUUUGACAUUUCACUUUUCAAAUUGCAUACCAUACUUUUGCUCUGCUGCCAGCUGGCUGAUCUGACUGGCCAUAUGCCUCCUCUCCUGUCCUCUGUACCUUCAUCCACUUGUUCAGGCUCCCUGGUCACCAUCGUCAGACAAUGACAAAAGAUCGCCGUAACCAUCUUGAGUGAAGGCUUACCUUCUUUGCAAUGACACUGUAACGGGGGCAUGGCGGGAUGAGGAGCUGGAAAGUUCCUCUCCCUACUGACAAGAUUAGUUUAUGCUUUCUAUUGAGAUAACUUUGGUGAUAUAAGUGUGAACUUUGCACAGCUGGAUCAGUUGAUGCACUACCAAAAUGACAGCCCCCACAACAUUCCUGCAGUGACUGCAGCUUAUCUUGGCUAGUGAGCUUGCAGGCAACCCUGUUAUUGAAGCUGCCAUAAGUGAGGCAGGACAAAACAGGAUGUCUUUGACAGUGGCAAAAAUUAAAUGCCACUGUCCACACUCAGAUAUCUAGGGUUGCUGCUGUAUUUUCUUGCCUGCCAUCUUUGACUUACAAUUACGCUUGCCAGUGGCUAGAGCCAAGGUCCUGUUAGUCACUGAUGGUCCUGUGCGAGGCAGUUUUGUGUAGGCUGGAGGCUACCCCGGCCUUGCCCAUUCAAUGGAAGUGGCCAAACUACUAAAACUGCAAUCCAGCCAGCCUGGGGCAGAUCCUGCUUGAAGCUUCAACACAACAAAUGCCAGGAGGGUGGGCAGGCCUAAGGUUGACACUCAGGCUGGUGCUGCACUCCACCUCCCUGGCCUGUGAGACUUGUGUCACUAUAUUGUGCUACAAGUCACGGCAAGGUGGCGGCGGUGUCAGGCAAUUGGCUCAGCAAAUGACUUUCACUUGAGCGUGGUCCAGGUGAAGGGAGUCCCACAAAGCAGCUGCCAGGUACCUCCUAGAGGCAUUAAAAAUAUUAGUAAUUUUCCUUUUUAUUGGAUUUUUCUUGAGUCAAGGCAGUCAGGAACCUAAUCCUUCCUUAUUUAUAAAUAACACUGGGAAAAUAGGUUCGUUAUUUGACUAUUUUCUAGGGAACACAACCCUGUGGAAUGACAGUGGGUUCCUGUUGUAGUAGUAGUAGUAGUAGUAGUAGUAUAGUAGUAGUAGUAGUAGUAGUAGUAGUUAUAGUAGUAGUAGCAGUAGUAGGAAACCCUAGAAAAGUUGCUUCCAUGUUAAACCUGAAGUCAUGCACUCGUUAAAAGUGUUGCUUUGAUGUAAAUCCAUGUGUCGGUUUCCUCUUGAGGCAGCCGCUCUCAGUAGUCCAAACAAGUAGCUUUAGCGCCUCUGUGAGCAUGUUCUGUGCAGGGAAGUAUUCAUCCUUCUAGGCUUACACUGAUCUAUUUAUAGCACUGGUUAGGAUGAGCCUCUACACAAACCUAAACUAAUCUAUUUUGUAAUAUCUUGAGUGCUAUGAGAUCAUACCUUCCUUGUGUCCCAUGUAAAGUCUGACUAAACUAUUGUGCAGAGAAAGUGUUAUAUCUUUGUACUGGAAUAAAAACAAUUUCUAUC
Messenger RNA from Eriocheir sinensis (Chinese mitten crab), 4803 nucleotides. Its product is annotated as sentrin-specific protease 1-like. Gene Ontology annotation, biological process: protein desumoylation. The record is from RefSeq and is a predicted model, not a curated record. The transcript has 17 exons. Gene Ontology annotation, molecular function: deSUMOylase activity. NCBI's taxonomy places the organism in Eukaryota, Metazoa, Arthropoda, Malacostraca, Decapoda, Varunidae. Gene Ontology annotation, cellular component: nucleus. The coding region runs from base 218 to 2458 and encodes 746 amino acids.